Molecule: messenger RNA, 1376 nt
Organism: Neurospora crassa OR74A
Lineage: Eukaryota; Fungi; Ascomycota; Sordariomycetes; Sordariales; Sordariaceae
Product: HD domain-containing protein
Exons: 4
Coding region: 236-1057 (273 amino acids)
Cellular component (GO): cytoplasm
Molecular function (GO): 5'-deoxynucleotidase activity
Source: RefSeq, a predicted model, not a curated record
GCCUUGUGUGCUUGUCACCAAAACCGUCCCGUCUUGUCCACUUUCAUCCCUCUUCUCCCUUGUUGAGGCUGUGACUUGUGUUUACAUUGAUUGCCCAGAUAAGAACCCGACCUCUCGAAACUCAGCAGUAUUUCAAUAUUUCGGCUUGCGUCAACGAACCAUACGUUCAACAUCGCGACCCGAACCUGGACAUUCAAACGAGACCCAUACAAAUUUCAUACCAGCGACCACGAACAUGUCAUCGAACCCAACCGAGAACGACAUCAAGCCAAAUGGCGUCGUCGAGACAGAUCUGGGAAUUGUUCCCGUUCCCAAGGUGGAGGGCACUUGGACGGUAGACAAGGCAGUUGAGACCAUCAGCACCGGGAAAUACGCUGAAGGAUCCGACUCACCAAUUGGCUACUUCCAUCUCCUCGAGCGCCUCAAGACUACCAAGCGCGAGGGAUGGACGCGGUUUGCCAUCAACCGAGGAGAAUCCAUUUCCGACCACAUGUACAGAAUGUCCAUGAUGACCAUGCUCGCCCCCGCCUCCCUUGCCGAGAAGAUCGACGUCAACAGGUGCAUCAAGAUGGCCCUGAUCCACGACAUGGCCGAAGCCCUUGUCGGCGACAUCACCCCAGUUGACAACGUCCCAAAAACGGAGAAGAACAGACGUGAAGCCUCGACUAUGGACUACAUCACAAAGAGGUUGUUGGGCAAUGUCGACGGUGGAAAGCAGGGCGAGCAAAUACGUGCCAUCUGGCAGGAAUACGAGGAUUCCAAGACGCUGGAAAGUCUCUUUGUCCACGACAUUGACAAGAUCGAACUACUCUUGCAGAUGGUGGAGUACGAGAAGCGCGCAAAGGGCAAGCUUGACCUGGGCGAGUUCACCUUUGUCAAGACCAAGGUCGGACUUGACGAGAUGAGGGUCUGGGCGGAUGAGAUUAUCAAGGAGCGCGAAGAAUUCUGGGCGGGAAAGGAGCAUGUUCGUCGUGACGGGGGUGAUGAAGGAGUUAUCACGCAGGAAAAGGAGCAGAUGCAAGAGGCAUACUAUGCCGGCCAUGGGCGGAAGGAGUAGAAGCCGACGGCCAAUGAUCUUGAAAUCACUUUUCGCUGUUUACAUCGGCAUUGGAAGACUUGUGGAGUGGACGGGAGUUAUGGGAUUUUAGGCGCUCGCAUGGGAUUAUGGUUACGUACCUAUGGCAUCUGAAAGGGCGCUGUCGCCUUUGACGUGGAUUUGUAUGGAAUACCCAGGCGGAAUCGGACGGUUUGCGCCACCAUCAUGAUAUCAUACAAGAGAAGCAUGAAAUAGCUAAUCUAGCAUACCUGAUAGAACGGCAACUUUAGCAUUAGAAAUCACGAUUUUUGUUUCCUUGGAUUUCAAGUUGCCUCUUCAC